UCAGACUCACAGCAGCAGCAGCAACAUGCCUGAAGCUGAUGUAACGUACGCUGACGUGAAGUUCACAACGCCGAGGUCCAGAGGUAAUGUCGCAGCAGAGGACAUCACCUACUCUGAGGUCAAGAUCUCUAACAAACAGCAACCAGCAAACAUCCAACAGUCCGGCUCCAGCAGGAGGUCAAAGGUCACCCCAGAGCGUCUGGUUCUGCUGGGUCUCGUUGUUCUGUUGGCAGCGGCUCUCGUCGCUCUUGGAGUCGCCUUCAUUCAGACCAAUCAGAUUCUCCAAAAAGAAGAGAAAGAAACUCAGAGGAGAAAUCUCUCAGAUAUAAAACUUGGGAGUACAAGUUUUACACCUGCAUGUCCAACAUGUCCAACAUGUCCAACAUGUCCAACAUGUCCAACAUGUCCAACAUGUCCUCCACCUCCUGCAGUAAAAAAGGAAACAUGCCUGAAGUGUGAAGCAGGAUGGGAGCCACAUGGAGGAAACUGUUAUUAUUUGUCCACCAUCAGAUCCUCCUGGACUGACAGCAGACGUUCCUGCGUUGAUCAGAAAUCAGACCUGGUGAAGAUCGACAGCAGAGAGGAGCAGGUGUACCUGGAGAGCAGACUGAGAGGCUUGAUGGAGCAAGGUGAGGAUAAGUUCUGGAUCGGACUCACGGACUCAGUGGAAGAAGAAAAAUGGAUCUGGGUGGACGGAUCACCUCUAAUUGAAAGUUUGAGCUUUUGGUCCMAMAAGGAGCCUGACAACUGGGAAAAUAAUGGUCAGAAUCCAGCUGGAGAAGACUGUGUGAGGAUGGGAGAGAGAGGAGGAACUCAUGAUCUGAWGUGUUGGUUUGAUAAAGCCUGUAAUUAUCCUCAGAAAAGUAUCUGUGAGAAACCAGCAGCACCAGAUCAUCUGUGUCUGAAGUUCAGCUCAGUUUAUAAAACAAUCUGAACCAAAAACCUGCAGAGAUUCUGGUUCUAUAAACAUUUAAACUUUUCUUCAGUCGUGUUGAAACAUCAAAUUCUCCUUUUUAAUGAUUCUUUCUAUCAGCUUUAGUUAUUCUCUGAUCUGCAGCAGCAGCAGACCACCAAGAGAAAAACUCUGAGUUACAAACAGGAACCUGGAAGRACCUGCAGCAGAACUUUUCCAUCAGACUUUAACAGAGGAUUUAUUUCUGCUUCUGGUUCUAACGGGUCUGGAUCCUGCAUGUGACUCGGGUCAGAACAUUUCUGAGGCUCUGCAGCUUCUGAUGAUCCAUCAUASRGAGCAGAACAUGUGGAGAACCAGAACAUCUCUACUGGGUUUACUGGUUCAGAUCCUCCUUAACAGCAGCUAAAACUGAAUCAGUUCAUGUUCACAGUUCACCUGCUGAACUGAAUCUCCCAACAUAAAGUAGUUCCUGUAGCUUCAUCAGUUUAUCUCAUGUGUAAAUCUUUGCAUGGUGUCAUAUGGAUGAUGGUUUCUGCAGCAGGACUCGUCAUGUUUCCAUGUAGAAAAUAAAGAUCAGAUCCACCAUCAGAGCUSCAGCUUUCAUGUUAUCAGCUUCAAGCAGCAGCUGCUCAUGUAACUAUGAAUAAACUUAUUAACUACAUGAA
Poecilia reticulata (guppy) is the source of this 1578-nucleotide messenger RNA. RefSeq lists its product as uncharacterized. Lineage: Eukaryota; Metazoa; Chordata; Actinopteri; Cyprinodontiformes; Poeciliidae. The record is from RefSeq and is a predicted model, not a curated record.